AUGGCACGAAUCAACACAGCCAACCCGUUGACCAACAACGCCCCCCAACGAAAGAAGGGCCUCAAAGAACAAAUUGAUUCACAUCUGAAGAAUUCAGAGGUCAGAUUGAUCAGCACCGGUGCUGAAUUUUUAAGAGAUCGCCCAAGCACACAAUCAAGAAGCUCGUCACAAAGACAAAGCAGGGGGUCAGGUGCCGUUUUCGAUAUUCUCGCCGACGGUGAUUUUGCGCUUCAGAAUGGAAAAGCUGAGCUGGAACAAGAGACAUCUAGCUCUCCCAGGAAACAGAAUAGAAGCAGAGCUCUCACAGCCACGAACCUAAACUCGCUUCUACUUCCCCUUCAACCGCAUCAGCGCCAAAGGCCCAGUAUCAAAGUGGAAACAGAUGACUAUGAAAAGGAGAACGAUAUUGCAGACAAUUGGUCAGAAGUGGACGCAGCGACCAUGGCGUCUACCACGCAACGGUCGACAAUGAGACGAAACAUGCCGCGAACUCCAAGAAACCGACGGGCUAGGACCCCAUUGAGCCAGCGGGGUUUAGAAUCCGAGCAAGAAGACAGUUGUGGAGACAAUAGCUUUAACUCACUGGAUGACUUUAUCGUCAGUGACAAUGAAGAUCUCAGCUUCCACGGGACAUCUGGUUCUGACACAGACGGCGAGCAUGCAAAAGAACCAACACCACCUCCGCCGCCACCAAGCACGCGAAGGAGGCUUUUAAGAGGCAGAAGGCCUGGUUUUGAUGUUGGAAGCAAGACCUCAGUUGAGGCACCAUGGAAUACUCCCCUUCAGCUGGAUCCCAAAGUUCCCGACGCAGUAAAACUGCCAUCCUCCAAAAACAGUCCUAAACACCUGUUUCAGGAUGACUUUGAGGUCCCUACAAGAUUGAGGAAAUUGGAUCUAGAUAAUACUAGUGAGCCAGUCCCUCAAUUUUGUGCAAGCCCCACAAGCUCUACCAUAGACCUGGAAGAUUUGCCUACAGGUCCACAGCCAAUGGAACGGAAGUUAAAGACACCCCCAGCCAGCCCAUCGCGCAACCGUCUGCGAUCUCCGACGAAAAAGAAGAUUCGCAUUCCACCAACCCCCCAUCGCGAGAGCAGCGACGCCUUCUGGAGCCAGGGGGACACUUUUGACUGGAUUGACGAGCACUCCCCCCGUAAGGAGACGUCACCCAAACGAACUGUGAUUGAACUUCUCCAGGACUUUGAUGACUCCGAGAACGAGGGCAGUAGCCGCGAUUCUGGCACAAGCAGCGAGCCCGAUCCCAUGUCGCAAGUGCGCCAUAAGACGCCCAAGACACUCAGCAAAACUGCGUUGAAAAGAAUGGAGGCAGAGAAAAAGAGAGCCGCCAAAGCCCGUCGAUUGUCGUUUGAUAAUAAGAAGGCUGAAUUUGCCCUAACCUUCCUUGGUGUGUUAGAUGAGGCGGUAGCUGGAAGCCAAGUCACCCGGCUGGCUGAGCCUACUGGAGGUGUGAAAAUCGUCUGGUCCAAGACCUUACAGAAAACUGCCGGACGAGCCCAAUGGAAAGGCGAACGACAGGUGUCACGAAGCAUUGAUGGGCGGCCAGAAGGGCCGAGGAAAAUUCGACACCAUGCCACUAUUGAGCUCGCCGAGCGUAUCAUUGUUGAUGAGUACCGACUUAUCAACACCUUAGCUCAUGAGUAUUGUCAUCUUGCCAACUACAUGGUCUCUAAUGUCCAUGAUAACCCUCAUGGGGCUAGCUUCAAGCAAUGGGGGAAAAAGUGCGAGGAGGCAUUGAAGGACCAUCCACUUUACGGCGGCCAACUCCAUGUGACAACAAAGCACACCUACAAGAUCGAUUACAAAUAUGUAUGGAGCUGCAAUGGAUGCGGGCUGGAAUAUGGCCGUCACUCGAAGAGUAUCACCUCUAACCACCGCUGCGGCAAUAGUACUUGCCGUGGUACUCUGGAGCAAAUCAAGCCAAAGCCGCGGAAUGUGUCGCCGAAGAAGAACACAACUCCUGGCACGAAGGUAGUGUUGGAGGAGGUGUCGAUCGAUCUAGAGAAAUUGACCCUGUGA
Messenger RNA from Penicillium macrosclerotiorum, 2034 nucleotides. RefSeq lists its product as uncharacterized. The transcript has 2 exons. Gene Ontology annotation, cellular component: nucleus. NCBI's taxonomy places the organism in Eukaryota, Fungi, Ascomycota, Eurotiomycetes, Eurotiales, Aspergillaceae. Bases 1 to 2034 code for a protein of 677 amino acids. The record is from RefSeq and is a predicted model, not a curated record.